AUGAUGGCACAACCGGUGCCUCAUCAGUUGACAGAUAAGAAGCGGGUCAAGGUCUACGAGCUUCGGAACAAUGACUGGUUUGACCGUGGCACUGGCUUUUGCACUGCUGCCUUUGUUCUUAUCGACGGACAGAAUAAGGAACCCCGCGUCAUUGUUGAGUCCGAAGACCAACCCGACAGGCUCCUCCUUCAGACUAAGAUAUGCAAGGAGGAUGGCUUCCAGAAACAACAAGAGACCCUUAUCGUGUGGACUGAGCCAACCAAUGGUGUGGACAUGGCCCUGAGCUUUCAAGAGGCUGAAGGAUGCGCCAUGAUAUGGAAAUUCAUCAAUGGCGUCCAGCAGAGCUUCCAGAACCCAAUGGGGGAUGAUAGCCUCUCCGAUGAUCUUGCUAUGGACAUACCAACCACUAUUCAACUUCCGCCGGCAGAACUCGGUAAUCUGCCAGACCUCGAGAACAACAUGCGAGUGAUGAGCUCAACGGCUAAUGGCCGGGAUGCACUGGCAAAGACUAUUAUGGGCGAGGACUACAUCAGCAAGCUCAUACCCCUGGUGGAUAUGGCAGAAGACCUCGAGAGCCUGCCAGAUCUCCACCGCCUCUGCAACAUCAUGAAGACGAUACUCCUACUCAACGACACGGCUAUCAUCGAACACGCAGUUUCAGACGACUGCGUGUUGGGCGUCGUGGGCGCAUUAGAAUACGAUCCCGAUUUCCCCAGCCAUAAGGCCAACCACCGCCAAUGGCUAAACAACCAGGGCAGGUACAAAGAGGUGGUACGGAUCGAGGACGACCAGAUCCGCAGGAAGAUCCACCAGACAUACAGGCUUCAAUACCUCAAGGACGUAGUGCUAGCCCGAAUCCUGGACGACCCCACCUUUUCCGUCCUCAACUCCCUCAUCUUCUUCAACCAGGUGGAUAUCGUUCAACAUCUCCAGCAGAAUGGUGGAUUUCUGAACGACCUGUUCGCCAUCUUUGCUGAUCCGAACGAGGAACAACUACGAAAGAAAGAAGCGGUUCUCUUCAUCCAGCAGUGCAGUGCUAUUGCUAAGAACCUUCAGCCCCCGGCCCGACAGACCCUGUACAACAACUUCCUCUCCCAUGGGUUACUCCAGGUCAUCAAUUUUGGGCUUCGAAGUAUGGAUGUCUCGGUGAGGGUCGGAGCGACGGAUAUCCUGGUCUCCAUGAUCGACCAUGAUCCGCAGAUGAUCCGCCAUACCAUCUAUCGCCAACUGCAAGAAAAGCAACCGCCGUUGACCGACACCUUGAUCGACCUCCUCCUGGUCGAGGUGGAUCUAGGGAUCAAAUCCCAGGUGUCAGAAGCUCUCAAGGUGCUCCUCGACCCAAAUCCACAGGGGCAACAUCCUGAAAACUUUGGGAAGCAGGCCGGAGGCUUUGCCGCAAGGAUUCAGCCGCAGGUGAAUGCCGACCCCCAGCAGGAGCUGUUCCUGACGAAUUUCUACGAACACUCGGCGGUAAGGCUUUUCAAGCCGCUUCUCGAACUAGAGAACAGGACCGACAUGACAUUCAGCGCCCCGGACGACGGAGUUUUCGGUUACCUCAACGAUAUCCUUUGCUUCUACGUCCGGCAGCACCAUCAUCGCGGCAAGUUCUUCGUUCUGCAACACAACAUUGCUCAGAGGUUUAUUCAGCUCUUGGCCUGUAAGGAGAAACAUCUCCAACUCGUCGCCAUACGGUUCUUCCGCUACCUAAUCAUGCUGCAAGACGAGUUCUACAUCAAGCACAUUGCCGAGAAGCAAGUCCUCGGCCCCGUUCUCGAUGUUUUGCUGGUCACGAUGCCCCGGGACAACCUCCUGUGUUCUGCCUGCUUGGAUUUGUUCGAGCUGAUAAAGAAGGAGAAUAUCAAGGAUCUGGUCAAGCAUUUGGUCGAGAACUACCGGGAGAAGCUUGCGGCGCUUACCUAUAUGGAUACGUUCCGGGAUAUCCUAGAUAGGUACGACCAGACGCAGGGCUUCACUAACAACGUUGACGCCUACUUCCUGGAAUCUGACGAUGAGGUGGGACGCAGACCGACCAAUGCAAACACAAGAGGCAUGAUGGAGCAUCUCGCCGUGGAUCCGGCCCAGGAAGAGUACUGGAAUACGUCGGAUGAUGAGGACGAGCUUGGUAACCCCCCAGGCCAUGGUACUGCCCCCAACGGGGCCUCCCCGGCGCCCAAGCCGUUGGUCGACUACGCCUCGGACGAGGAGGGAGAAGAGAAUGGCGACACGGCCAUGGCUCAGGCCGGUCCAGAUGGUGACAGGCCAAAGGACGACCAGGAUGCGCCGAGCCGGAGUAGCAGCGUCGCGGCCGCAGCUGCAGCACCGCCUCCCGAGCGAGUGUCGGAGAAGCGACGCAGGGAGCAGGAGGAGGACGACGAGCUGGAUAAGCUCAUACACAACAAGCGCCGGAACAGCAGCUCCACAAGCCUCAAUUCCGCGGGGGUAGCAGCUGUGCUGCGCAAGAAGAAGAGCUUCGCCGGCGGUUCUCGCGACCCAAGCCCCAACGGCCCCAAGAGGAUCUCCAUCUCCCUCUCGCCGUCGUUGAGGAGCUCUGCUGGGCACUCCCCAAACCCGGACGGCUCGGCCGCAUGAGCAUGAUUUUUUUUUUUAAAAAAAAAACAAGCAUGAAUGUCAAAAUUUACUCUGUCAUUGGAAUGGGGUGUCGGGCUAGGAGAGGCGUUUUGCUCCGUCGGGCUGUUUUGCUCCGGUCAUCGGUGUUGGUGUGUGGGCGCAGUGGCUAUCUGCUCCCCCUCCAUCCUGGCAGGGGUUUCCCCCACAGGUACUUAUGGAUUUCUGCGUUUACACGUCUGGAAUAGACAGGUAUAUCUUCUCGAGGUUCGCGGGUUUGGUCGGUCAAAGUUGGUUCAGGGGGGGCGACGCAGCCAUCCCCACCUCCCGAUUGGAGGGUUUUCCCGGCGCAGGGGAGGAGGGAAAUACGGAGGAGGGAAGGGAGGAGGGGAGAGGAGAGGAGAGCAGGAGUGCAUAAAAGAAGGACCCCCACCCGGCCGAGGAUCUCAGCUGAUCUGAUUCUGAU
Phialemonium atrogriseum is the source of this 3031-nucleotide messenger RNA. Its product is annotated as putative suppressor of mek1 protein. Gene Ontology annotation, cellular component: protein phosphatase 4 complex; nucleoplasm. The record is from RefSeq and is a predicted model, not a curated record. Bases 1 to 2589 code for a protein of 862 amino acids. Lineage: Eukaryota; Fungi; Ascomycota; Sordariomycetes; Cephalothecales; Cephalothecaceae. The transcript is spliced from 6 exons. Gene Ontology annotation, molecular function: protein phosphatase activator activity. Gene Ontology annotation, biological process: DNA damage response; protein dephosphorylation.